Cydia amplana is the source of this 1802-nucleotide messenger RNA. RefSeq lists its product as uncharacterized. Bases 342 to 1802 code for a protein of 486 amino acids. Gene Ontology annotation, molecular function: nucleic acid binding. Lineage: Eukaryota; Metazoa; Arthropoda; Insecta; Lepidoptera; Tortricidae. The transcript is spliced from 3 exons. The record is from RefSeq and is a predicted model, not a curated record.
GAGUCUGACCAGCGAGUCGCUGCACAAGCAUUUUUACAGAAUUCUUCAUAUGGCAACAAUUUUAUCUGUCAAAAGUGUCAAACAACUGUCAAAAUGUUGACAGCUUCUGUUACCAAACAAUAUUGAUAUUUGUGUCACAUUUAUGUGAGUUUUUAUUUGCAAACAUAUGUUUGACCAGCGAGUCGCUGCACAAGCGUUUUUAGAGAAUUCUAUAUAUGGCAAUAAUUUUAGCUGUCAAAAGUGUCAAAAAUAUUGUCAAACGAGUUUACACAUAACCUAGAUUCUCAAAUUCUCAUGUUAGUUCAUUCGUUACGGAAGUUUAUAGUUUAUAUCGUAUUAUAAUGGCUAAACCGAUUAGAAGCAGUGUGAGGAGCAUGUUAUUUAAGAUAAUCUGUAACUAUAAUCAAGUUCGACACGACGAAAAUGAGAGAUUACUAGAAAAGAAGCGAAUAUUGGACGAAAUCAUUCAGGCGACCGCGGGCGUAGAUGACGAAAAUGUUAGAGAAACUAUUCAAAAGCUAGCAAGCGAACUGAAGAAUGUUAUUGAUAAUAACGCAUCAGAAUCAAGUUAUUUAGAGAAAGUGUCUACUAUGACAGGUGCAAGCAUUCGUACACUACGCACAAUUAAAAAAGAGGGUUCUAUUAACCAAGGCCAAUGGAAUACGCCAGGGAAAAAACGACCCCGGCCACCAACUGUGUCAAAUUUAGACAAUUUUGAUGUGUCAGCCAUCCGUAAUAAAAUUAAUGAGUUUUAUUGCGUCAAAAAGCAGGUACCUACUCUAAGAGCCUUACAUGCGGAUUUGAAAGAAUCUAUAGGAUUCUUAGGAUGUUGUGAAACACUGAGGAAAAUACUACACGAGAACGGAUUUGAGUUUAAAAAAAAUAAAGAAGAGCGCUCCAUCCUCAUGGAAAAGUUUGAAAUAUCUGGGUGGAGGCAAAGGUUUCUUAGAGCUAUACAUAAAAAACGGGAAGAAGGAAAAAAUAUUGUGUAUCUUGAUGAGACAUAUGUCCAUCAAAAUUACAGACCGAAGAAGUCAUGGCAAGGGCCUUCAACUUCCGGUUUAGUUGAAAAAAUUUCCUCGGGUAAGCGGCAUAUUAUAGUGCAUGCUGGAUCAGAGCAAGGAUUUGUGCCCAAUGCUUUGCUUGUUUUUAGCACAAAAUCCAAAGCAGCUGACUAUCAUGAUGACAUGAACAGUUCUAAUUUUUUAAAGUGGCUACGAGAAAUGUUAAUCCCAAAUUUGACUGAGCCCAGUGUAAUUGUUAUGGACAAUGCCAGUUACCAUGUAACACAAAUAAAUAAGCCUCCAACCAUGCACAGCUUAAAGGCUGAUAUUCAAAAAUGGCUAAGGGAAAAUAAUAUCCCAUAUGAAGAGUGUUUCAAAAAGGAGGAAUUGAUGUGCCUCGUUGAGGAAAAUAAAAUUGGUCCCAUAUAUGCAGCAGAGGAGUUAUUGAAGCAGCAUGGGCAUGAGGUCCUUAAAUUGCCUCCAUACCAUUGCGAUCUAAACGCUAUUGAGUUGAUAUGGAGCCUCACAAAGCGAAAAAUAGCCAGCAGAAAUGUGGGGCUACCGGGUUCAGAUACGGAAAACUUGAUCCGAGAAUGUUUUGCAAUGAUUACCCCGGAAGAUUGGAAAAAAAGUACAGACCAUGUAAUAAAUGUGGAACGAAAAUACAAGUCUAAGGACAACAUUACAGACACUGAACUAGCUCCAUUCAUAAUAGAAGUUCGGGAAAGUGACAAUGACAGUGAUAGUUCUCUGUCAGGAAUUGAAUUUCUUGAAUCCGAUUUCGAUUAUGAUUCUUAA